This is a messenger RNA of Seminavis robusta, 1322 nucleotides long. Lineage: Eukaryota; Bacillariophyta; Bacillariophyceae; Naviculales; Naviculaceae. The record is from the annotation of a GenBank genome assembly.
CCAUCAGCACACUCAACACACUCCAACACAACAACACAACCAAACAAGGCUGUAGAAACCAUACUACUAGUACCAUGACGAUCCGUGACGAUGCCAACUGGUGCGAGGACUGCGAAGAAGAGUGUCAUGGUCACUCUCGAGUCUGCACUCAAUGUGGUGGAACCCUGACCGUCCGACAACAACAACCACCACAACGACAAUCAGAAAAUGUUUCGUUUCGUGCCAUGGAUUUGGAUGCCUUUUUGCCUCCCCACAUUGGAGCCGUGGCGGAGUUGCGAGAUCAGUUGCGCAAUGUCCGAGCACAAGUCCAGGCGACGACACAGCUGGCGCAACAAGCAGUCGAUAAUACGACGGGUUGGCAAGCCAUUCCCGAAGUUCUUCUGGAUCCGUCGGCUGCAGCCGAUUCGGGGAAAACACCGACAUCCUCGCAAGUGCUGCGACAAUUGCCACGAGAAACCUUGCAUCCCAAGAGUGCCUCCUUUUUUCGUGUUGGUCUUUCCGUGAGUGGUCAAGAAUACCAAGCUGUCACGGGAGAACUGGGGGCGCUUCCAUCACUCGACAACAAUAACGACAAGACGAUAAUCACCGUGGAAGCUCCACUGUGGAUACCCGCAACCCGCAAUCAACGGACUGGCAAGGAUCCAUUUUCCAACAUUCCUACUGCGACACCCUUUAUUGCCGUGCUGGAACGAGGUCAUGGUGUAUCGUUCUUUACAAAAUCAUUUGCCGCCGAACAAGCCGGUGCCAUUGCGGUGAUUGUCGUCAAUGACAAGGAAACUCCCUGGCCGUAUGUCAUGAAGGAUUCUCGGACCAAGGCACAAAAAGACCAGCAAGGUGUGGUGUCCAUACCUGUGGUCAUGAUCUCACAAACACAAGGACGAAGCUUGUUGGCGACUACUACCAGCACGAGUACGGCCACAUUGACCAUUUCCAACAACCAGCAACAAGACAAUGCCUGCAUUAUUUGCACCGACUCGUUCCAACUGGGACAAACCACCAUGACAUUGACCAAUUAUUGUGGACAUGUAUUCCAUGAGAACUGUGCUCUCCAAUGGCUCCAACAGCACAACACGUGUCCGUACUGUCGUCGGACCUUGCCAACAGAUGACCCCGACAGUGAACGAGAACGAUUGCGACAAAUGACAUCUACUACUACUGGCGCGAAUAAUAAUGACACGGGGACUGCCGCGUCGUUUUAUUCAUGAGUAGGAGGGGAGAGAUAGAUGUGCAUUGCAGGAAUGGCUAGCUAGAUGUGAUUAUUAAGUUUUGCAGCUUAUUGCUAUUCUCAAAAGAAGCUGCUCGAACAAAUGCGCAAACUAGAC